AUGGAGAAAAACAAUACGUAUAAGAAGGGACCUGAUGCGAUGCGAUACAAUGGGGAACGCAGGACAAGUUUAAGUGAAGAUAAUCGACAAAAAAUGAGCAAGAGAGUCAGUUACACCAUAGAGGGCCCCAUAUUCAUCAUCAAACUGAAUGAUCCCCGGCAUUUAAAUUCGUUAACGUUCGAUGAUUUCGUUUACAUCGCAAUGUUGUUAGAGAAGGCCAAUUCUGAUGAUUCCAUCUUCAUUACUGUUUUACAAAGUAGUGCCAAGUUCUUCUCCUCUGGUGGGAAAUUCGAAGCUGUGUUGGAAUCCAAGGGUAAAGAGGACGAUAUUGGGUCCUUGAACAAUCUAAUUGGUAUGAUUUCGUCCCCCAAUGUGUUCGUCGCCAAUGCGUUUAGAACACAUGAGAAAUUAUUGGUAUGUUGCUUGAAUGGGCCCGCUGUCGGGUUAAGUGCAUGUAUUGUUAUGCUAUGUGAUUUGGUUUACGCUAGGGACGAUUCCGUUUACUUGUUGUUCCCCUUUAGUAACCUCGGGUUCGUGGCUGAAGUUGGGUCGUCCGUGACCUUACCCAUGAAACUCGGCAUUAACAAAGCCAAUGAACAUUUACUGUUCAGCAAGCCGCUAACCUUUGCUGAUUUACAGGGGAAGCUAAUUAACAAGAAUUACCAAAUGGAGGACACGGAUGAGUUCAACAAGCAGGUAGUCAGGGACUUGCAAGCGCAGUUGGUCGCGGCGGAUGCACCCUUACGCAACAUGAAGGCGAUGAAGAGACAGAUCACCGAGGGGACCGGGUACCGUUCGUCACUGUUGCGGGCACAGGGCCUGGAGACGAUGACCACGUUGCCCUUCUGGCACGAGGGAGAGCCCUUCCGGCGGUUCGAGCAGAUGCGAAGCAAGCAGCGCAAGCACAAGCUGUGA
This is a messenger RNA of Naumovozyma castellii, 915 nucleotides long. It is a transcript of the gene DCI1, whose product is annotated as putative dodecenoyl-CoA isomerase DCI1. NCBI's taxonomy places the organism in Eukaryota, Fungi, Ascomycota, Saccharomycetes, Saccharomycetales, Saccharomycetaceae. The transcript has a single exon. The record is from RefSeq and is a predicted model, not a curated record. Bases 1 to 915 code for a protein of 304 amino acids.